Aethina tumida (small hive beetle) is the source of this 567-nucleotide messenger RNA. RefSeq lists its product as uncharacterized. The record is from RefSeq and is a predicted model, not a curated record. The transcript has 3 exons. NCBI's taxonomy places the organism in Eukaryota, Metazoa, Arthropoda, Insecta, Coleoptera, Nitidulidae. Bases 8 to 517 code for a protein of 169 amino acids.
UAUAAACAUGAAACUGCCAUUCCACACCGUUUUAGGCCCAAUGCUGAAGACCAAUAUCAAACCGAUCAAAAGUCUAUGUCGAUACCCUCUUUUGAGAUUCUCGCCCAUUUACGUCGGAUGUUUAGGAAUCGUCGGACUCAUUUUGAGCGUUUUUGAUAUUAUCAGAAUUAUUCACUGUGGUCCGAUUUUGCCAGGUUACUUGCGUAGGAGUAAAAUUGGAACGCUCAUCACUCCACAAAUGGAACGGGAUUUUAAAUUAAUCUGUCUUGUCUGGUCCUUUGAAUACUACUCACUUUUGCUCAUCGGACUGCUAACUCAAAAUCCAAUAUUUUUUCUCCCGUUUUUGAUAUUAUACGCGGCGAUAGUGUUACUAGAGUUGGCGAUUUUCGCGAUGAGAAUCUUGUGCGACGGAAUCUGUUUCUCGAAAACCACUCUGAUCAUGUCGGUGUUCAUGAUAUUCAACUGGUUUUCAGUUUUUUGUACUUUUUUCCAAUCUAUGACCAGAUGCGAUUUAUAAGAAAACCAUCUGUAUUAUGUAACAAUAAUUCAUUAAAUUGUGACACUCUU